AAAUGUGCAGUCGGUAUGUGUAGUUACUUCAUUCAAAAUGUCGUUACAGGAUCUGUUGAAGACGCUGUUCAUGUUACAUGUUCCGAUUCACAAUGGGAUAUUGAAGUCGAUAUGAACAUACUACAAGCGCAGUAUCCAGCCAUAAAACCCGUUGACAUAUUCUUGGGUGAAUCUAAAUGUCUUGGAAAGCUGGAAGGGUCUCUACUGAAGUUCCAGUAUGACCUAAACAGCUGUAAAACUGCAGAUAUGACUUCAAGUAUAACGCAUAUUUACAGCAACAAAUUACUUUACGUGAUGUUUGAUCCUGUGAUACCAUUCCUCAUUAGACGUCACAUUUGGACGUUCAUUGUGGAGUGUGACGUAAUCAGAGGUGGAACAGGGACGUCACAUUUGCAUCACGGCAUUGAGACACACCAUUCAACUUAUGUGAAGCAUUACAAUGUCACCGUGCAGCUUUAUAGUGACAGGGGUUUUCAUAACCCCAUUAUUCAAGAGGCAAGUGACAUACAUGUUGGUGAUGACGUGUAUGUGAAGGUUUCUACAAAUAUCCCCGAUUGGAAUACAAAGAUGCGACUUCACACAUGCUUCACAAAACCAAACGCCAAUGCAACAAACGAUAAAGAUAUCAUACUAAUAAGCAAUGGUUGUGAGGUCGACAGUAGUACACACAUUAUUUCUCAGUCAACGCAUGAAACAAGUUUUGUCUUCACGGACUUUGAGUAUCUAACAAAUGACGAAGGCUUAGACAUUUUCUGUAACGCAACAUUCUGUGACGCAAGGGAUUACUCGCCUGAAUGUUCACAAGCAUGCUUUCGUGGUCCUGUAAUUAUCGGAUAAACAGCUUAAUGCAUAUUCUGUUGUUGAAUUUGUUGUAGCACUAUAAUUUCGUUUAAAGUGACUCCACUGAGGGGUUUUGGCUUAACAGUACUUGAAAGAUAAAUGUCUAAAAUUACAUCUCAUUCGGUCAUUCCAUUUUUCCAGAAUAAUAAGUUUAGUUGUAAAAUAUAUCCAAUACGAGUCGCAACGCUUUUCACUCAAAUCGGUCUAAGAAUGGCAAAAUAGUAACAUAAUUUUCAAUUAAAUUUUGUUGUAUACAACUUUAUUACAUUUUGCAUUAUCUUUCUGUUGUAAGUAGCCCUGGUGAUCUGUGUUAGCAAUUCAGAUUUUAUGUUUUUUAGGUCUUUGAGUUCCUUUAUACAUUUGAUCAUAAUUCAUAUUAAUUAUAUAUUCAAUCAUAAUCCAUAUUAGUUUUGUUAAGGCUUUGGUGGUUCUUUUAUUAUCUAAUAACUAUUUUAUUAUCUAAUAACUAUUUUAAAUAAAAUCCAAAUAAGGUUUGUUUAAAUUGUUUAUGAGUUUGUGGUCCAACAUUUAUCUGUUUUAUAUAUUAAUUAUAACCCAUAUAUGCUUUGUUCAUGCUUUCAUGAACCAGCAUGGUCUAUUAAAAAUACUUAUAAUGAUC
This is a messenger RNA of Ruditapes philippinarum (Manila clam), 1459 nucleotides long. Its product is annotated as CUB and zona pellucida-like domain-containing protein 1. NCBI's taxonomy places the organism in Eukaryota, Metazoa, Mollusca, Bivalvia, Venerida, Veneridae. The record is from RefSeq and is a predicted model, not a curated record. The coding region runs from base 16 to 837 and encodes 273 amino acids. The transcript is spliced from 3 exons.